Messenger RNA from Centropristis striata (black sea bass), 6227 nucleotides. RefSeq names its product mitogen-activated protein kinase kinase kinase 10 (gene map3k10). Gene Ontology annotation, molecular function: protein binding; JUN kinase kinase kinase activity; ATP binding. Lineage: Eukaryota; Metazoa; Chordata; Actinopteri; Perciformes; Serranidae. The record is from RefSeq and is a predicted model, not a curated record. Gene Ontology annotation, biological process: protein phosphorylation; positive regulation of apoptotic process.
GUAUUGGAGCGUUGAUAAUAAAUAAAUGAUAAAAAAUGAUUAUGCAACAGAAUAAAUGAACUAAUCAUUGAGGACAAUCAUGCGUUUCCUUAUAAUUGUAACUGCUAAUUAUUGAGUUACAUGAGCUGCCACAAUGAUGUAGGUCAGCAAGAGAGCCCUCGGGAACUACAUUACCCACAAUGCAUCAGCGCACCCUCACCACCACCACCAGCAGCAGCAGCACUGCCUAGCCUCGUUCCAACAGACUCCACCGUCCUCCUCUCCGCCCUGCACGGAGAGCUGCGCCCAGAUCUGCACACGCGUGAUGCGCAGUAAACGCGCAGACCAGCCUGCGAGCCUCAACCAUCGCUAUGUUUUGUAGAUCGGCGACAGAAGAAGCACUUGUUCCCACGUAUGUGGACUGCGCCCCGGUGUAUUUGGAUGCAAAGUCAGCCCACAGACUGACAGCUCGCUGCUCGAAAUGUCACGUCUCUGUGGAGGAGAAGCCUGUCUGAACACCACGGAGCUCCGGACAGCUGGAUGAGCUGCACACACACACACACAGACUCCCCGGAGCGUUUUGAGUUUGUCGCCGAAAUUGGUUACUGACCUGGAUGGUCCCUCUUUACUCGGAUGCAACCACACGCCCAUGCGUCGAUGUCGGUGGAUGUUGCUGCCCUCAGUGUCCAGGUUAGGUUACAGUCAACGCUAAUUGUUUACGUAUUGAAAUAAAGCUGUUUGGGGCGGAAGAAGCAGACAGGGACUGGAUACGCUCCAUAUUUUGCGCGCAUCAGAAUUAACUGUAUAUUAUUAUUUUAUUAUCCCUAUUAUUAAGAUGGGGGGUCGAGCUAUUUAUAAGGGAAACAUGGAGCCUUCAUCGCCUUAUUUCAUCUCGUCUGCUCGGAUCAGAGAUACUGUAAUGCUGCAAUGUCUCCAUGCAAACCACCGCUGACAUUAUUCUCCACCUUGUUGCCGCCGUGUGAUGGUUUCUGUGUUUCCUAAAGAAGUGGUGGACAUUUAAAAGCCUUCACUACUAUUGAUUGAUGAUCUGAAACUACCGUGCGUGCUCUCGAGGCAGCAGGAGAAUGAUAGAUGCUGGCAUCCUUUUGCUGUCUCCAGUGAAGAAGAGUUUCUUUUCUCACCGAGGAGCCGUCACCAUCACAAAUGUAGCCCGGCAGAGGCGACUGAACCAGGCCGCUGCACAGACACGGAGGCGGGUUUGUUGUGCUCAGACUGGGCUGGAUGCUGGACAUGGUGCCACUCUGUACUGAAUACCUGCCACCCAGCCGUCGGCUUGUUCCUUUAAUUCCCCAGCUGUCUUAAAAUGGACGGGGCCUUUUUGAUAAAAGCUAUUCAUGGACGUUGAACCGGCUCAUGCAUGCGGGAUUUAAACCGGCUUGUCGGGAUGUAGGGCGAAUAUCCGCGGAUAUUUCCAAACACACACACAGUAUAGAAGAGAAAACAGCCCGUGUUCAUGGAGAUGGCUGGCGGGGGAGGUGCAUGUACACUGGGCUGGAUGAGAAAUAAUGAGGACCCCUGCUCAGAGGAUUUCACUCAGCUCAAACAUAGACUGCUGUUUUUAUUGGCAGCCUAAAUACUCCAUUACUAAUAUUUUUCAGCUUUAUUAUCGCCUCUGAGUGUCUCUGUAGCUCUCAGUCAAGGCUCUCAAUGAGCUGCAGAUUAUGUGAUUAUUAGGGCAAAAGAUUCAAAGCUAUAAGUCAUGAUUUAUAGUUAAGUUUACAUGAAGUUUAACAACAAUGUAGGACAUUGUUAUUAAGUUUUAUUCAUAUUAGUAUCAAUAUCACUGAUCAGUAGCUCAUCUUUCUUUCAUCAGACCUGUUGUUUCUUAAAUCAACACAUAUUUCAGAGAGUUUGUGGCAGCUUUCCAAAAGACACAAUAGUGGAAACAAUCAAUUAGGUUUGAGGGGUGUUACCCUCAUGGAUCUGCUCUGCUGAGUGUCAUUGUUUGACCUGAUGUCUAUUGUCCCUGAAUGAACUUGCCUUUGGGAAUACAUGUUACUUACACACUGCGUAGCAACAGCACAGCAGCAACCGGUGACAGGAUUUGGCACAGUUUCAACAGCGGGAUGUGGUGAUGGGGGAGAGCAGUUGCGGCUCUCUGAUCCUCUGAUCCCCUCUCCCCCUCACUGGUGGUCCAGGACACCCCGUCUCUGUCAAUGGGCCCUGUAUGGACCGUGAGCCUGAGUUGACAGAGGGCAGGCCUACAGCGUCAAACAGCAGUCAGGCUGCCAUGAACCCAUACGGCAGAGCGCUCAGCACAGCCGCCCCCCUGUCCUGCACCAGCUGUGGGGGCUGCUGCUCCCCGCCCCCCCCCUUGCCUAAUCCCGCCCGGCCCCCCUCAUCUACUACCUCCUCCUCUUCCUCCAUGCCCCCGAAUAUGACCCCUCCACCGCCGAUGUGUCCGGCCCCGAUGGUGCAGGUGGAGAAUGGCAGCAGCUGGAACUCCUCCACCAUCUCCUCCUGCGGCUCCCCAGACUCCCACCCUGGUCACCGCCGCGGUGCCAAUAACCCCAACGCCUACUGGACGGCGGUGUUCGACUACGAGGCCACAGCAGACGAGGAGUUGACCCUGCGGCGCGGGGACCUCCUUGAAGUUCUCUCCAAAGACUCCAAAGUGUCUGGGGACGAGGGUUGGUGGACGGGCAAGAUCCAGGACAAGGUGGGUAUCUUUCCAUGCAACUACGUCACCAGGGGGGACACGGCUAACUACCAGCUGACUGCCGGAGGGGUGGGUGAAUGCCCCCUGGAGAUAGACUUCUCAGAACUGCUCCUGGAGGAGGUGAUAGGAGCUGGUGGCUUUGGGAAGGUGUACAAAGGAGUAUGGCGGCGAGAGGAGGUAGCAGUAAAGGCCGCCAGGCAGGACCCCGAUGAGGAUAUUAGUGCCACGGCGGAGAGCGUGCGGCAGGAGGCCCGGCUCUUCUGGAUGCUCCGGCACCCCAACAUCAUCGCUCUCCGUGGGGUCUGCCUGGGGGAGCCCAACCUGUGCUUGGUGAUGGAGUACGCCAGAGGGGGGGCUCUGAACCGAGCGCUGGCUGGAAAGAAGGUCCCCCCGAGGGUUCUGGUGAACUGGGCGGUCCAGAUCGCCACGGGGAUGGACUACCUGCACAACCAGGCGUUCGUGCCCAUCAUCCACCGAGACCUCAAGUCCAGCAAUAUCCUCAUCCUGGAGCCCAUAGAGUGGGACGAUCUGGGCGGGCGGACCCUGAAGAUCACAGACUUCGGUCUGGCCAGAGAGUGGCACCAGACCACCAAGAUGAGCGCUGCGGGGACCUACGCCUGGAUGGCCCCCGAGGUCAUCAAGCUCUCCCUCUUCUCCAAGAGCAGCGACGUGUGGAGUUUCGGCGUGUUGCUGUGGGAGCUGCUGACCGGCGAGGUCCCGUACCGGGAGAUAGACGCGCUGGCGGUGGCUUAUGGUGUCGCCAUGAACAAACUCACACUUCCCAUCCCGUCAACGUGCCCUGAACCUUUCGCUCAGCUGCUGGGAGAGUGCUGGAGCCCGAACCCCCGCAGCCGGCCGUCCUUCACCAGCAUCCUGCGGCGCCUGCUGGCCAUCGAGCAGUCGGCCAUGUUUCAGAUGCCGCUGGAGUCGUUUCACUCGCUGCAGGAGGACUGGAGGCUGGAGAUCCAGCAGAUGUUUGACGAGCUCAGGGCCAAAGAGAAGGAGCUGAGGUCCUGGGAGGAGGCGUUGGCCCGAGCAGCUGAGGAGCAGAGGGAGCAGGAGGAGCAGCUGAAGAGGAGAGAGCAGGAGCUGGCGGAGAGGGAGAUCGACAUCGUGGAGCGAGAGCUGAACAUCAUCAUCCACCAGAUGUACCAGGAGAAACCCAGCGUGAAGAAAAGAAAAGGACACUUCAAGAAGAGUCGCCUGAUGAAGCUCGGCCGAGACAGCAACUGCAUCAGUCUGCCCUCUGGCUUUGAGCAUAAGAUCACAGUCCAGGCGUCUCCCAGUGUGGACAAGAGGAAGACUCAGGGCAGCGAGAGCACCACGCCGCCCGCCAGCCCGGGGGUCAUACCGCGACUCAGAGCCAUACGACUGACGCCGAGCGACGGCAGUAAGACGUGGGGACGCAGCGCCGUCUGCAAGAAGGAAGACCUGUCCACCAGCAAGAAGAAAGGACGCACCUGGGGACCGAGCUCCACGCUGCAGAAGGAGAGGGUCGGAGGAGAGGAGAAGCUGAAGUCUCUUGGUGAAGGAUGUAAAGUUUGGUCUUCCAGUGCACCAAAUCUGGGAAAAUCCCCCAAACAUGCACCCAUGACCGCCGGCUUCUCCAGCCUCAACGAGAUGGAGGAGUGCUGUGAGUUCGAGGAGUCUCCAGGGUCCCUGCAGCCCUCAGAGACCAGCAGUAACGGGGCCGUGGAGGACUCGGGGUCCCUGUGGGGCAGCCUGGGGCCCAACACGCUGCCUGCUGUGGUUAGCUCCUGUGCGGGGCCCGGCGGCCCGGGGACCGGGGCCAGCUACCAGGACUCUCUGCGGCGCUGCGGCCAGAGGAAGAAGAGCGACAUGCUGCUGCUGGGCUGCGCCUCGCUGCUCGCAUCCGUCGCCCUCGGACAAGACCUGCUGCAGCUGGGGAAACUACAGGUGCUCCAGGACGAGCAGGAUCUCAGAGAGGAGCAGCGGAAGAAGAAGGAGGGUCUCUUCCAGCGGACGGGGCGUUUCCGGCGCAGCACCUCCCCCCCCAGCAGGAACCUCUCCCUCUCCCUCUCCAGACACCAGGACUCCUCGCUGCCCUGCAUGGACCCGUCUCCCUCCGUCACGCUCCUCUCUCUCUCCUCUCUGUCCGACUGCAACUCCACCAAGUCCCUCCUCCCCUCGGACCCCGACGAGUACCCGCUGACCCCCGUCACGGGGCUGAAGACCCCCGCCGCGGCCCCGGCCCCCGCCCUCAACCCGCUCCUGGACCUGCGGGCGGAGAGCUUCAAGAAGGAGCCCAACCAGUCGCUGACGCCCACCCACGUGUCUGCAGCCAUGGCGCUGAACAGGGGACACCGGCGGACCCCCUCGGACGGGGCCAUCCGGCCCAGAGCUCAGACUCUGGGGCACCGCAGGACGCCGUCAGACGGCAGCAUGCCCAUGCCUCCGCCACCGGGGGCGCCACACAGCACCGCUCUCAAAGGUACCCAGGACACCCUGGACAUCCCGCGGCUCCCGGACCCCUCCAGCCUCUUCCCGGUCCCCCAUCGGCGUAAAGCCCCGGCUCCCCCGGUCCCCGAGCCUCUUCCUCUCUGCCUCAUCAGCCCCCUGGAGAGACCCAAGACGCUGGAGUUCGCCCCCCGGCCGCGGCCCACCCCGGCCCGGAUGAGAGCCGACCCCUGGAAGCUGGGCUCCCUCUCGCGGACCCUCAGCUCGUCUCCGGGCAGCAGCUGCGACAGCCCCCUGGGCUCGGGGGACAGCAGCGCCAGCACCGCCAAGCCCAACCUGAUGGACAUGGACGUGGAGGGCCAGAGCUCGGACCGCACCGUCCCCCUGAUGGGGAAGCAGAAGCCCGCCACGCUGUGUGGACAGCAGUACUCGUAGUGAAAAGACUUUCCUGACAUUAGAUGCUACUGACGUCUGAGCCCAGCAAAGUGCACUCACUGAAGUUUGACAAACACUUGUUUAGGCCCCACUGGAAGCCAUUCCUCUCAUGUGUCCUUUUUGGAACCUGGUCUCACAGAAAUCCGUGAAAUAGCCACGGAAUCGCUCAAAUUUCCGUGAAACUGACACGGAUUUCGCUACAAUGCAAGUUAAUGACAGUCAUAUCCCGUGGCUUUUAAAAAAUGCCCUCACUGCAAUAAACUGACUACUACAGGGAUUAACAUCAUCAAACAUUAGCUCAUUGAAUCCACAAGAGUCUCGGCUUUCAAGUGAUACCCAAUUUAUGCAAUUCACUGGCUGUUUAGUGACCAAAGUUUGCAGAAAUAACAAUAAACAGUAGGCGUAAACAAAGCAUUUUAAAUACAUGAUAAACUGAAUGGGAUAAGCAUAAAAUGGGCAUUAUCUAGAAGAUAUCAUGACACCAUAGGUCUCUUUGUUUCAUAUGAUACCAGUGUCUUCUACAUCCUCCUAAAAACAAAAGUAAACAGUGUCAGUCUGAACUUUAAGAGUUAAAUGACAGUUAAUCCAAUAUUGGUUUGUUCCAAGUCACGUGACUUUCAAGGUUCCGGCGGUCAGAAUAAAAAACAUGGCGGACAGUUCUCUCAUUUUUAGUGAAAAAUCAAUAUUUUGACUUAGUUUCUGCAUAAAAAUGGAU